GAGUGAGCGAAAGCAGAAUAAGAACAAGAAGGAGAAAGAACCUCCAAAAGCUGGAAAAAGUGGCAAAAGUGGAAAAGAAGGACAAGAUAAUCCUGAACAUGAAGUGUCCAACAAGAAGGCAAACAGCACUCCCCCACCAGCUCAGGUAUCGAAAAUUAAGGUACCAACGCCACAGACGGUGAUAAAGAAAGAGAAGCGACAGAGUUCCUCCAGAUUCAACGUGAGCAAUAACCGGGAACUGCAGAAGCUGCCGGCUCUCAAAGAUGUGCCCCCGGCCGAGCAGGAAAAGUUGUUUGUCCAAAAGCUGCGGCAGUGUUGCGUCUUAUUCGACUUUGUAUCAGACCCCUUAAGCGAUCUGAAAUGGAAGGAAGUAAAGAGGGCGGCUCUGAGCGAGAUGGUAGAAUACAUCACGCACAACCGCAAUGUCAUCACGGAACCCAUCUACCCGGAGGUGGUUCAUGUGUUUGCAGUGAACAUGUUUCGGACAUUACCACCAUCCUCCAACCCCACCGGAGCCGAGUUUGACCCAGAGGAAGAUGAACCGACGUUAGAAGCAGCAUGGCCACAUCUACAGCUUGUAUAUGAAUUUUUCCUGCGAUUUUUGGAGUCUCCGGAUUUUCAACCCAACGUAGCGAAGAAAUAUAUUGAUCAGAAGUUUGUUCUUCAGUUGUUGGAGCUCUUCGACAGUGAAGACCCCAGAGAGAGAGAUUUCCUGAAAACGACUCUGCACCGAAUCUACGGCAAAUUUUUAGGCCUUCGAGCUUACAUAAGGAAACAAAUCAAUAAUAUAUUUUAUAGGUUUAUUUAUGAAACGGAACACCACAACGGCAUAGCGGAGCUUUUGGAAAUCCUGGGAAGCAUAAUUAACGGGUUUGCCUUACCGUUAAAGGAAGAGCACAAAAUAUUCUUGCUCAAGGUGUUAUUACCAUUACACAAAGUCAAGUCACUCAGUGUCUACCAUCCACAGCUGGCGUAUUGUGUAGUUCAGUUUUUAGAGAAGGACAGCACACUUACUGAACCGGUGGUUAUGGCGCUGCUCAAGUAUUGGCCGAAGACUCACAGUCCAAAGGAAGUCAUGUUUUUAAAUGAGCUAGAGGAAAUUUUAGACGUCAUAGAACCUUCGGAAUUUGUAAAAGUCAUGGAGCCGCUCUUCCGACAGCUAGCCAAGUGUGUGUCCAGCCCGCACUUCCAGGUGGCGGAAAGAGCUUUAUAUUAUUGGAAUAACGAAUACAUCAUGAGCUUAAUCAGCGAUAACGCAGCUAAAAUCCUACCCAUUAUGUUCCCAUCGUUGUACCGGAACUCCAAGACACAUUGGAACAAGACUAUACACGGAUUGAUAUACAACGCGUUGAAGCUGUUUAUGGAAAUGAACCAAAAACUAUUCGAUGACUGCACCCAACAGUUUAAAGCAGAGAAACAAAAGGAGAAGCUAAAGCUGAAAGAGAGAGAAGAAGCUUGGGUUAAAAUAGAAAACCUAGCCAAAUCCAACCCCCAGCAUCCCGUGCACACUGACACAUCUCCUCUAAACAGUCCUGUUGAGAUGGAAACAGAUGGGCCCUUACUUGAAGAUGUACAGAUGCUGAAAAAGACAGUGAGGGAAGAGGCAUCUCAGGCUCUAAGAGAAUUAAAGAAGGACCGACCUCUCGUACGACGCAAGUCAGAAUUGCCUCAGGACAUCUAUACCAUGAAAGCCUUGGAAUCUCAUUGCCGAGCUGACGAAUUAAUAACCCACGACGGGCAUUAGACUAUGACAAUUCAAUCAUACUUUGUGGAUUUUUUUUUCCCUCUCCCUCCCCCUCCCCCCCUCUCUUCUCCAGAAGCAGUUACAGAG
Molecule: messenger RNA, 1831 nt
Organism: Nanorana parkeri
Lineage: Eukaryota; Metazoa; Chordata; Amphibia; Anura; Dicroglossidae
Gene: PPP2R5C
Product: protein phosphatase 2 regulatory subunit B'gamma
Exons: 17
Coding region: 395-1744 (449 amino acids)
Biological process (GO): protein dephosphorylation; signal transduction
Cellular component (GO): protein phosphatase type 2A complex; cytosol; nucleus
Molecular function (GO): protein phosphatase activator activity
Source: RefSeq, a predicted model, not a curated record